Molecule: messenger RNA, 789 nt
Organism: Lichtheimia ornata
Lineage: Eukaryota; Fungi; Mucoromycota; Mucoromycetes; Mucorales; Lichtheimiaceae
Exons: 7
Coding region: 1-789 (262 amino acids)
Biological process (GO): mitochondrial proton-transporting ATP synthase complex assembly
Cellular component (GO): mitochondrial inner membrane
Source: RefSeq, a predicted model, not a curated record
AUGCUCACUCGCAACGCACGAUCAUGUAUACGCCAAUGUGUCCGCAUGUACACCACACGUCAACCACCCACUGUCCUUGGUGUCCGUGAAGCUCCCAUUAUCGAUCGUAGCGGCUGGUUCGAACGCAAGAAACAAAAGCUACGCGACUUGACAGACUAUGAAAAGGCUUUUGCAGCACACGCAGCCGAACGUCGUCACUUGGUGGAAGAGGCAACCAAAUCUUAUUUUGCCGAUGCACAUGAAAUGCGACAACAUGGAGGGAAAAUGUAUAUUGCUUCAGACAAAUUGAUCAAGGCCGAGAAAGCAGGAUACAUGCCUGAUUUCGAAGGCACUAAUCUCCAGAAGAAGCCUAUCCAUACGACCGAUCUCCUGGCAGGCAAAAUCUCUUUGAUGUCAUUCGUUUAUGCAAAAUAUGGUGAGAGCCAUGUCAAUUCCUUUGUCGAUCCCUUCUUAAAGCAUUUUGGCAAAAACUCGGAUGUGCAAUUGGUCGAGGUUAAUGUGCAAGAGAAUCUGCUAAAGCAAUGGCUAUUGAAAGCAUUCGUACCAAGCAUUCGCAAAAACUUGCCCGAGGAACGUCAUGCAAACUAUGUUUUAUUGCUUCAAGACAUUUCACGAAUCCGGAAAAUGCUCGACAUGACAAACCAAUACAUUGGCUACGUUUUCUUGGUGGACGAACAAUGCAGGGUACGAUGGACAGCUCAUGGUGAAGCCACACAAGAAGAAAUAGGACACAUGUUGGGAAUGGCAGAAUAUUUGCAAAGCAAGAUGAAGAAGAUAGAGCUUAAAUAG